Zophobas morio is the source of this 1376-nucleotide messenger RNA. Its product is annotated as nicotinamidase. The record is from RefSeq and is a predicted model, not a curated record. The transcript is spliced from 5 exons. Gene Ontology annotation, molecular function: calcium ion binding. The coding region runs from base 121 to 1119 and encodes 332 amino acids. NCBI's taxonomy places the organism in Eukaryota, Metazoa, Arthropoda, Insecta, Coleoptera, Tenebrionidae.
CGGGCCCUUUUUAUCGCACCACCCCGUGCCAGCCCGUAACACCCCCUGUUUGUGUGUGGACCUACAACACAGCAAAUCAUGGAAAUGAUCGAUCUAGUUGAUUUUGGUUGCUAGCGUACCAUGGACGCGUGUUUCUCGGCGUUCGACAAAAACAGCGACGGCUACCUAGAUUUGGACGAGUUUAGAUUGUUGACCCGCGCACUUUUCCGUAAUGACAAGGGGAAGAUCUACAAUUUAGACGAAGAUAAACUGCGGGAGAUAUUCAACGUGUUCGACGUCAACGGUGACGGGUUCGUGGACAGAGAGGAGUUUGUGUUUUGUUGGAAUCACUGGAUCAAAAUCAUAGUGCGCCCGAUUUCUGCUUUCUUAAUAGUCGACGUCCAAAACGACUUCAUAAGUGGUACAUUAAACAUAAGUAAUUGUUCCGCACAACAAAAUGGAUUAGAAGUAGUAGAACCUAUCAAUCAUUUGUUGGAUACGGUCCAAUUCGACGUGGUGUUCUACUCUUUGGAUUGGCAUCCCAGCAACCACGUAUCAUUUAUCGAUAAUAUUAGUCAAAGGGAGAUUCAUCCAUCAAGCCCUGUCACGGCGGAGAACGCACAGACCUACGAUACUGUCAUAUUCGCCGGACCCCCACCUAUGAAGCAGCGCCUAUGGCCCCGGCACUGCGUCCAGGACACGUGGGGUUCCGAGCUCCACAAAGACCUGAAGGUCGUGGAGAAUUCGAUAAAGGUAUACAAAGGCACCAAUCCGGACGUCGAUUCUUAUUCGGUAUUUUGGGAUAAUAAGAAAAUGACAGACACGACCCUUUGCGCUCAGCUGCGGAUGCGAAAUGCGACGGAUAUCUACAUCUGCGGUCUGGCUUAUGACGUGUGCGUAGGAGCAACAGCUGUGGACGCGUUGGCAAUCGGAUAUAGAACGAUUCUGUUAGAUGAUUGCAGCAGAGGCGUGGAUUUGCUGGACAUAGAGAAGACCAAGAACACCGUCAUCAAAAACAACGGGGUUAUUAUUAAUUCUAAUCAAGUGAAAGCGAUGGUCGAAGGAAGGGACAGACGUCCGGAGCUCGGUUAUAAAUUGGCCAUGGAACUGAAAAUGAACAGGCUAGAGAAUAAUCAUUAAAGUUAUAAAUAUAAAUAUGUAUAGUUUUUGGUAGUUUAGGUGCAUUUGUUAAUUAUAGCAAUUUGGGUCGUUAUUAGAACUCUUCCCGUUAAUAAGACUUGAACGAGUUUAGAAUUUAAAUGAUGGAAUAAAUGAAAGAAAAACGGCAAUCUCGAGAGGAGUGCGUGUCAGUUUUUUUCUUUUUGAUAAAAGGCAAUUUGUGCGAGAUUGUAUUGAAAUUGUAUAUGAAUGAAAUAAAAUUGGUAAGCAGCUUUGAA